GCACACGUGACCGUAAAGGAGUAUACCUCAGGUCACACCGGCUAGAAUCAGUCAGUCACGGUGCGAAUCAAACACACGCUGACCGUGUUUUAUAAAAAUAAUAUUAAUAUUUAUAUUUCAGUCAUGUCCGGAGCGCUGGCACGGGCGCUCUUCUACCCCACGUUGGCCUACAACGUUGUCAUGGAGAAGAUGACGUCACGACGCUGGUUCGACCGAGUGGACGAGACCGUGAUUCUCGGAGCGCUUCCGUUCCGGUCCAUCACCAAACAGCUGGUAGAAACAGAAAACGUUCGAGGGGUCAUCACCAUGAACGAGGAGUAUGAGACCAAAUACUUCUGCAACUCAGCUGAGGAGUGGCAGGCUGCAGGGGUGGAGCAGCUGAGGUUGAGCACCGUUGACCUCACCGGCGUCCCCAGCCUGGAGAACCUGUGCCGAGGCGUGGAGUUCGCCAUGCAGCAACGAGAGCAAGGAAGCAGCGUAUACGUCCACUGCAAGGCCGGACGCUCCCGAAGCGCCACGCUGGCUGCUGCGUACCUCAUUCGGUUACACUGCUUGACUCCAGAGGAGGCCUGUCAGAAGCUGGCGUCUGUCCGACCGCACAUCCUGGUUCGCUCUGCUCAGCUGGAGAUGCUGAGGACUUACUACCAGCAGGUCUGUGAACAGCCCAGCUGAGGGAUCAGGACCUGGGGGGGUGUCAGACCUUAUUAUGGUCCUACAGCUGCUGGAAGACUGGACUCAGACCGAGCCUUGUAUACGAACAUUUACCGAAUGAAGACAAUGCCAAACUACUUGUAUUUCUCCAAGGUUUAUACAUAAGAUUCUCCCAAGUUUUUACUGGAAAAUCCUGAAGUUUUAUUAGCUAAUUUUCUUUCUUAAAUCUUUGCUAUAACUCCCUGGCCAGCUGGUUCCUUGCUUGUGGUUGAAUAAUGUAAAAGAAUGUAAACACAAAAAAAAGCUGAACAAGAACCUUGUUUAGUUUUUUAUUACAAAUCAUCCUGUUUAUGCAACAAAAAUGCUGUCAACUUCCUAAAGCCAGGAGGCAACAUUGUAUUUAUGUUUGUUUGUGACUGUAAAAAUAAAAACAAG
Messenger RNA from Anoplopoma fimbria (sablefish), 1086 nucleotides. RefSeq names its product protein tyrosine phosphatase mitochondrial 1 (gene ptpmt1). The transcript has 4 exons. Gene Ontology annotation, molecular function: phosphatidylinositol-4,5-bisphosphate 5-phosphatase activity; phosphatidylglycerophosphatase activity; protein tyrosine/serine/threonine phosphatase activity. Bases 124 to 672 code for a protein of 182 amino acids. Lineage: Eukaryota; Metazoa; Chordata; Actinopteri; Perciformes; Anoplopomatidae. The record is from RefSeq and is a predicted model, not a curated record. Gene Ontology annotation, biological process: protein dephosphorylation.